This is a messenger RNA of Rhodotorula toruloides NP11, 143 nucleotides long. RefSeq names its product Histone H3. Gene Ontology annotation, cellular component: nucleosome. The record is from RefSeq and is a predicted model, not a curated record. The transcript is spliced from 3 exons. NCBI's taxonomy places the organism in Eukaryota, Fungi, Basidiomycota, Microbotryomycetes, Sporidiobolales, Sporidiobolaceae. Gene Ontology annotation, molecular function: structural constituent of chromatin; DNA binding; protein heterodimerization activity. The annotation marks the transcript as partial.
AUGGCCCGCACCAAGCAAACCGCCCGCAAGUCGACCGGAGGAAAGGCGCCGCGCAAGCAGCUCGCCGCCAAGGCCGCCCGCAAGUCGGCGCCCGCGGCUGGUGGUGUCAAGAAGCCUCACCGCUACCGCCCCGGAACCGUCGC